CCUACUUGGUGUGCAAAAAAAAUCGAUUAGCCAGACUGGUGGUUGGUUAGCUUAGCCACUGUAUUUUAGAAAUUUCUUACGGUGGUGUUUUUGUAAGAAUAAACGUAUCUGUGCCCUGUACGUUUGAGGAUGGAAGGCAGUGAUGGUCAAAGCGCUGCACAGCAAGGAUCUGGUGAUGCAGCGAUGAGCACCAAGAGCUUAUAUGCCACUCUGGGGCUUGCUCCUGAAGAUGUGGAUGCUCUGGCUCAGAUUCCAGAGAACGAAAUCAGUGUGGAAACGUUGCCUUAUCUGAUAAUGCAACUGAAAGCCAAUCGAGCCAAGCAAGAAGAGCAGGGAGAGGCCUCCCCAAAGAACGAUGAGCAGCAAGAAGAUACAGAUGUUAGAGAACCCAGCGUAGAGGACAGUCCCCCUGCCGUCCGUCGCCGGUCAAACAGCCAUGGUGACACUGACUAUCGGAAAGUGGAGAUUCACAGUCGACCAGAGCGGCGUUUGGAGCCAAGGAGAGAUUCUCGUCCCACAAGGCCCCCGAGGGAAAAACUAUCUGACAGCCAAUCAAGGUUUCCGCUCUCCUAUCAAGUGAAUGAUUUUCAUGGAUUUGAGCCCAAGGUUUUCCCACAUAAAUGCUCGCUAUGCUUCUGCAUGUUGAAUUCUCCUGUGACAUGGAACGAUCAUCUCAAUGGAUUACGUCAUGCCGAGGGCUGUAGAGAACUCCUGCGUCUAUAUCCAGAUUGGGAAAGACAUGAUACCAGGAGGAAAAUGCCCAACUUCAUCCCAAGUAGAGAUGCUAUUUCACCUCCCAGAAGAGCACCACGUCCUGCUAUGGCUUACAAGAGACAACAUGGCUCAGACCGUCUAGGAGGUGAAGUCUGGUCAUCUUCAGAAAGACAGACCUUUCAAUUGAAGCCAAGGGCUGGCACUAAGGUUGUGGUCACAAAAUUUCCACUUGGUACCAUUGCAGUAGAAGACUUGAUGGCUUUGGCUAAGCCAUUCGGCUCAGUUGUAAAACAUCUGGUGUUCCCUUGCAAGGGAUUCUUGGAGUUUGGUACGCACAAAGAGGCAGUCAAUAUGGUGAAUCACUAUAGGGAGAAUCCAGCCUUUGUGAAGGGGAAUAAGUUGACUCUGUAUCUGUCCCCAGUGGUUGGCAGUAUUCACACACCCAGGUUGGAUGAACCAUCAGAAAGGAGGUCUACCAAACAUGGUUCCAGUUCUGUGGUUUGUUUCUCCCGCUUACCUCCUGGGAAGGAAAGAGAAUCUGAGAUUCUUGAUAUUGCCAAGAUGUUUGGAGAUGUGCGCCAUUCAACAUUUUCAGGGGAUCAGGCCCUGAUUGAGAUGGUGGAUUGGGAGGAUGCUGACAUCAUGGUGAAGUACUACCACUCCAACCCCCUCAAGAUUGAUGGAAAGGGUGUCAAAGUCAGCUUCUCACUGAAGCGUCUGAGAGAAAGUCCUGACUCCACAUCCAGAAGAGUAGAAUCCAGCAAAAGGCACAGCAGCAGACACAAGAGUGAGGAGAAGAGCAAGACCUCAAGCUCCACAAACAAAGAGAAACCCACUACAGGCCAACAGCCUGAAGAAAGUCAACAAAGCACUUCAGAGGAGGGCAAGGAUGAAGUAACAGAGGACAAAAAGGAGGAAGAAACCAAAAAGGAGGAGAACCAGAUGGAGGAGGAGGUUGGGACACAGGAGGAGAUUGACACCCAAGAGGAGAAGGUUGAGAUCCAGAAGGAGGAGGAAGUCAAGGAUGACAUUCAUUUGGAAAACAAAGAUGGAGAUGAUGAGGGCAUCCAAGUGGAAGAUGAACAGAACAUGUUAGAUGAUGAGAUUGCAGCUGGUGCUGGCACUGAAGAGCAUGCUCCUUCCAAAGGUUCAUCUCUGGUGGGUGAUUCUAAAGAUAAGGGGGGACCUGAUAUCACAGAAGAGAUGGCAGAUGAUACAUUGGAGGAUUCUGACCUGAAGGCUGCCGAUGAUCCUGCUGUUUGUGAUCCUGACGUCUCAAUGGAGGACGUGAUGGAACAGAGGAGCUUUCAUGAAGAUGAUCAGGAGGAUAUGGAUGACACAGAUUUCCCUGAGAAUAUGGAUGAUUUUGUUACAUUGGAUGAACUUGAUGACAACGCUGGAGGGGAUGAAUCACUUGAGUCGAAUUCUUCAUGGGAUGGAAAAGUUGUCCAUAUUAGCCCAAUUUUGAAGGGCUAUGGGAAUGUGGAGGUGGCUCUCUUGAAUCUGGCUGAGCAGGCAAAAGUGGAAGUUGUAAACUUUUCCAUAUCCUUUUUUAGAGAGGAGGCAUGGAUAGAGCUUGAUACUACAGAGGAAGCACAUGCAAUGGUGAACUUCUACCAAGGCAAAGGACAGUUGUUGGGGAGACGUGUCAGUGUUCGCAUGUGCUAUUCACAGAAGAAAUUGGAGGGCCCUAGUGGAAGAUCGGUCUACAUUUGUAGUCUUCCACUUCAGAAGUACUCUGAUGUCUCUCUGUUGCGGCUGGCCCAGCCUUUUGGAAAAAUCACUGGCUAUCAUUUGAACUGGCGUGUUGGAAAGUGUUACAUCCAGAUGGAGAGUGUGGAAGCAGCUGAGAAAAUGGUGAAGAAGUUCUUACAACGUCGUCCCAAGUUUUACGGAACCCUGCUGAGGGUCAGUUUGUGCAAAAAGGGAGACACGCUGAUACCAUGGAAACCUCCAACUAAAUAUGAGCUGUGGUUGGAGAGUCAGAACAGCAGAAGAUCACGAGACCAGUAUGACGAUGAGGAGACUAACGGCCAGUCAACCAGUGUCCAAUCUAAACGGGAUGUCCAGAGCCCGGUGUCUGACCGUGAGGGUGUCUGUGGUGACCCUGAGGAGAAGGCCAGUGAUGUGGAAGCUGUGCCAGAGGAAAAGAAGCAGCAGGAACCUCUGGGUCCUUAUCAACCUGACAACCCCGUUGGUUUGGACUACCUGGUGCCAAGGACUGGAUUUUUCUGUAAGCUCUGCAACAUCUUCUACACAAAUGAGAAAACGGCCAAAUCUGUUCACUGUAGCAGUGAGGAACAUUACCUGAACCUUAAGAGGAAGAUGGAGGAGGAUGAACAGCCCUCGGCUGAUUAAGAGGGUUGUCGUCCACCUGUUGUUAUAAUGGAGGAGAUUGGCUGUUUUAGUAAACUUCUGUCUAGUUUGUUUUUAACAUUCCAGUCUUUUCUGUUGAUCUAGAAAACAUUGUUACUCAUUCAAGAUAAAUUAAUGCAGACAAUUGUGACAUGUAGUCCCAUUCUGUGAUUAGGAAUAGUACCUGGAUUUAGUUGCCUCUUGUUGAAUAAACAAAAACAUUUGACUUGU
This is a messenger RNA of Esox lucius (northern pike), 3300 nucleotides long. RefSeq lists its product as uncharacterized. The transcript is spliced from 21 exons. Gene Ontology annotation, cellular component: nucleus. The record is from RefSeq and is a predicted model, not a curated record. Gene Ontology annotation, molecular function: RNA binding; zinc ion binding. NCBI's taxonomy places the organism in Eukaryota, Metazoa, Chordata, Actinopteri, Esociformes, Esocidae. The coding region runs from base 130 to 3072 and encodes 980 amino acids.